Trachemys scripta elegans is the source of this 2093-nucleotide messenger RNA. It is a transcript of the gene TOR3A, whose product is annotated as torsin family 3 member A. Bases 84 to 1277 code for a protein of 397 amino acids. Gene Ontology annotation, molecular function: ATP hydrolysis activity; ATP binding. Lineage: Eukaryota; Metazoa; Chordata; Testudines; Emydidae. Gene Ontology annotation, cellular component: nuclear envelope; endoplasmic reticulum lumen. The record is from RefSeq and is a predicted model, not a curated record. The transcript is spliced from 7 exons.
CCCCACCCCCGCUGGCCGCAACUCCGCUGGCCGGGAAGUGCGCUCAGCGCUGGGGGAGUCCGGCUCGCCGCCUCCCUGCGGCCAUGGCGCGCGGGGCUGGGCUCCCGCUCCUGCUCUGCUGCCUCGGGCCGCUGCUGUGCGGCGCCGCCGCGCCGGGGGUGCCGCCGGGUUGGAGCUUGCCCCUGGUGGGUCAGGAUUAUCUGGAGAUCCUUUCCAGCUGGUACUGCAGCUUUGGAAAGUGCUGCGAGACAGGAGACUGCAGAAUAGCCAACAACAUCACAGGGUUAGAGUUGGACCUGAGCAGGAGGCUACAUGGGCAGCACUUGGCAAAGGACGUCAUUCUGAAAGCAGUGCAAGGCUUCCUGGAGACCCCACAGCCGGAGAAGGCUCUGGCUCUGUCGUUCCAUGGCUGGUCUGGCACUGGGAAAAACUUUGUGGCCCGGAUGAUCGCUGAUCACUUGUACCGAGACGGGCUGAAAAGCGAGUGUGUUAAAGUCUUUAUCUCGCUCUUUCACUUCCCACAUCCCAAAUAUGUGGACUUGUACAAGGUUCAGCUGAAGAAGCAGAUAAGCGAAACAGUGCAGCUCUGUAAACAGUCAUUGUUCAUCUUCGAUGAGGCAGAGAAGCUUCACUCUGGCCUGCUGGAUGCCAUCAAACCCUAUGUGGAUCACUAUGACAGCAUCGAUGAGGUGGAUUACAGGAGAUCCAUUUUCCUAUUCCUCAGUAACAUUGGUGGGAACAUCAUCAGCCAGGUGACCCUGGACUUCUGGCGAGCUGGACGGGCCAGGGAGGAGAUCACCAUGGAAUACUUGGAGCAGCACCUACGCCUGGAGCUGCUUGAGUCCACAGAGGGCCAAGUCACAGGAAGAGGCAGGCCACUGCAGAAGUGGAGCAGCCAACAGAUGCAGAUGCAGACCCCAGGGAAGAGAGAAUGCUGCCACACCAGGCCCAGCCACAAGGAGGCAUCAAGAGGAACAACUUCAGUGUGGCCUAGCACAAACCGAGAUACAGGAGGCCAAGUGCACAUUCAGUGCCACUCUACAUAUGGGGUAAUUAGUACCAAAAUUCUAAUAAUCCAAUGGAAUAUGCAUAAGAGAGCAGUCUCACAGUGCUGCAUGGGUGCAGAGUGGAAGAAGAGAUGUUUUGAACCCCAAGAAUUUGAUCUUUUUCUCACCCUCAAACUCAUGAGGCCAAUCAGAAUUCCCACUAAAGCUGGUCAUUACCAGGUAAGAAUCAGCUGGGUGGGUCUACAAGUUGGAAUGUCACUAAGUAUGUGAAAACUCCCAUGUAUGACAGCUUGGUAAACUAUCAAUACCAUGCAGCCUGCUUGUAGAUCAGGACUCAUUCACACACAUUCCUUUGACAACUUGCACAUUUAUUGCAGCUGUGUGCAAAACAUGUAUUGGUGGUAGAGGGAAACAUGAUAUUAGUGUCAAUUCUUUAAAUAGGUCUCACCUCCUUUGUAGCUCCCUUUUACGGCUAAUCAUUCUGGCUCUCACACUGACAAACAGCAUACUGCCACAUGAUGGAUCAGAAGAGGUACUCCAAAAGCACUGAUAUAUAUCUUGAACACAAGUCUCUUUACAUUGUGCUCUCCUCUGGCUACCAGACAGGGCUGGGCAGAGACAUCUUCUAUGUCUACUUGAUAAUGGGUGCAGAGUGAUUGACGUUACUGGAGUUCUUCACAUUCCCAGCAUUAUUUCCUUUCGCCCUACUCUUAGCUGACAGCUUGGCUCCCAAAAGUAGUGACAGUCCAGGUGCAGCAGCAGAUGGGACUAUACACUAGUGAAGAUUUGGGAUCUAAUGUCUAUAGAGAAUCUUUCCACAUACAGAAUUAACAGCUAUGCUGACUAUGUAGCAGUAAUCACCCUACCAUACACAUUCCAGUGGGAAAACUUGGGUAUGGCCAAGCUGCAAAGCCUGCAUAUUUCUUCCACUCACAUGUUGCUUCAAUAUGGGCUUAUCUCUUCAUUUUGCCUCCCCACUGCAGUUAUCUAAUUGUUAUAUUUGAACCUAGAGGACAACACACUAAUAUUUAUUUGGUGAUAUGCAUAUUAGUCCUUUCCCACAGCAGUAGAGAUUUGGUUGCUUUG